Molecule: messenger RNA, 1767 nt
Organism: Caenorhabditis remanei
Lineage: Eukaryota; Metazoa; Nematoda; Chromadorea; Rhabditida; Rhabditidae
Exons: 12
Coding region: 1-1767 (588 amino acids)
Biological process (GO): syncytium formation by cell-cell fusion; multicellular organism development
Cellular component (GO): cell-cell contact zone; extracellular region
Source: RefSeq, a predicted model, not a curated record
AUGCGACUGUGGCAAUGGCUAAUAACCGUUGCCCUAUUUCUUCUGUUGGUUUCAGCAGAAGCCCGUCUCAGAAGACAUAGAAAACGACGAUUUGUUACCAGUCAUUUUGAUGAACUUUAUUGUGGAGAGAGUGCGAAUGCACAGUCACAGUUCGAAGAAGAACGGGAGUCAAACUCAUCAAAAGUUUCAUCAGUUCACAGUACUCAAUUCAAUUGGGGACUUGAUAAUACAAUAUGCAUAAAACUUCAAAAUGUUGUACAUGUUCUGAAAUACGAGAGACUUGAACAGCGAUAUCCGAUCGAGAGUUCUUAUACAUUUUCCGUCCCUCUAAUAGACACAACUUGUAAAUGUCAUUGCUACGGAUUUGGUUCAAACGAUGUUUGCAAUGUGGAAAAGUUUGCAGAUGAUAGAAAUUGCACAAUCAACUCUGAAUAUCCGACAUGUUAUACGAAAUAUCAUUCAGCAGUUGAGCCUUUGGAUUGCCCAGUCACUAGUAUUCCAGCUAAAGCCUGCUGUGAAAUUAAAUUGAAACCACGUGACGGAAGAAUGUUCAGAGCUGUAAAACUGCAACAACCUAUCAAUGACAUGAUAAUUACUCACUCGAUAUUUGCGAACAACAGUGGAAAAAUCAUGAAAGUUCUUGGUCCCGAGGAAUAUAGAAUAAAUCUUUUGAAAGGAAAAGAGCAAUUCGAGUUGACUGAAUAUCAUAGAAUAUCUGUACAACUUGUUGCUUCUUCACCUCAACAACAACUUCGUGAGGGAAUGUAUUAUUUUCCAGAGGAGAAUCAUAACGAUUUGAGAGAAGGAAAAAUCAAUGAGAUAACAGAAAGCGAUUUGGAUAAACUUGGAUGGUAUAGGCGAAUUGGAAAUGAUUGGCAAGUUGCAACAAAUGGAUUACUUCUCAGAAAUGCACAUAAAGUAGUAAUCAAGAACUGCAAAGGACAACUCCAUAUGGAUCAGUUUUCUGGUACGAAGAAUUUUGUUCUCCGAGGGACCCAAUAUAAUGAUACUUACUAUGAGAAAAAAGUGACUGAGAAUAAUUUUGUGAGAAGUGUGAAAGUGGAUGAGUCAUCUCGCGAAAUAACAAUUGUACAUGAACAUGGAACUGCUGCUCAAGUCUCUCUGAAAACUGAUACACGUCCAAAUCUUACAAAAAGUCAGUCACUUCUUGCCAAUUUCACUGGAAGUAUCACAUUGGAUCAUGAUGGAAAUCGAAUGCUCAAUGUUACUUUCUUCGGUGUAAAAGGGACUGUUCAUAUCAAGAUGUAUGUGAAUGACCGGAAGUUGGUUGCCACGUUUGCAUGUACUGCUCAAUUCGGGACAACAAUAAAAGAUGAUGGAAGCAGAAUAAGCCUUCCCUCAUCAAUCAAUCAAGCUCAAUGGGUGUGUAUUCUGCCGGAUGAGCAACCAGAUAAAUCAGAAAUAUGUAAAUGGAUUCCAUAUGAAGAGAAAGCAAUGAGGACACCGAGACAAGAGCAAAGUUGGUCGAAAGGUCAUUCUCCGUGUUCUCAAGCAGAAUGCAACAGUUUGAAAAGUGGAGUGAGUGAUCUAUUCCCUUGGAUCAUAAACUUUGACUACUUCAUGGCUCAUGGUGGUGAUUUCACAGAGUGGUUAAAAAUGGGAAUCCAUAUCGUAAUUGCUGUCGGUCUCCUCUUCCUUUUGAUAAUUCUCUUCACCAAAUGCCUCGUUCCAUUAGCCUGUUGUUCUUUAUCAAUACCAUUCAAAAGUAGAAAUAAGAAGAAAAAGAAGAAUUCAUCAGAUUAUUAA